Psammomys obesus (fat sand rat) is the source of this 773-nucleotide messenger RNA. RefSeq names its product mitochondrial ribosomal protein L49 (gene Mrpl49). The record is from RefSeq and is a predicted model, not a curated record. Gene Ontology annotation, molecular function: structural constituent of ribosome. Lineage: Eukaryota; Metazoa; Chordata; Mammalia; Rodentia; Muridae. Bases 48 to 548 code for a protein of 166 amino acids. The transcript has 4 exons. Gene Ontology annotation, cellular component: mitochondrial large ribosomal subunit; ribosome. Gene Ontology annotation, biological process: translation.
GCGGGGCCGGUUGCGCGCGCAGAUGACGCUCGGUUGGGCAAGCCAAGAUGGCGGCCGCUGUGUUUCGAGCUGCUCUGCGGGAUUGGAGGAGCUGCGUCCGGUGGAGCUGCAGGAGCCGGCAGCUGAGCCAGACCCAGGGGUCUCCUGAUAAGCCCAGCUUUGUGGAGUCUGUGGACGAAUUCCAGUUUGUGGAGCGCCUGCUUCCCCCUACCAAAAUCCCAGAGCCACCAAAGCAUAAGCAUUAUCCCACUCCCAGUGGCUGGCAGCCUCCUACAGAUCCCCCUCCCAGCUUGCCCUACUUUGUUCGGCGUUCCCGCAUGCACAACAUCCCUGUCUAUAAGGACCUCACGCAUGGCAACCGACAGAUGACCGUGAUUCGGAAGGUGGAAGGGGACAUCUGGGCUCUACAGAAGGAUGUGGAAGAAUUUUUGAGCCCACUGCUGGGAAAGACACCUCUCACCCAGGUUAAUGAGGUGACAGGUACUCUUCGAAUCAAAGGCUACUUUGAUGAGCAGCUUAAAGCCUGGCUUCUUGAGAAAGGCUUCUGAAUGAUGAUCAGCCCAUGAGGCAGCGCUCUCCACAGACUGGCAUCCAGAGAGGAAGUGGAUUUGGAGUCUCUGGAAUGGGAUGUAGUACCUAGGGCUUUGAGAUAAGGUUUUGCUUUCAUAAAGGGGAAAAAGGCCUCUAUGUGUUAAGCGUCCACAUGGGGAGAGCUGCCCAGCAUCAGCAUCCACAAGCAAAAGGCACACUAGGCACACUAGCAAGGGAGACAA